AUGGACAACUUUCCUGUGCCGUUUUCAGCGGCCACCACCAACCCAUUAAUCCCUAAUGUCUCUGGCACUACCUCUUUCUCUUCGAACGUAAUAAUCCCAGCUGAACAAAACAUGGCAGAACUAACAAAUUUUAACUUCCCUAUUGACAAAACUGGAGAAAUUGGCUUUCCUAAUCCUUAUUUCGGUCCAUAUGAUCAAAACAUGCACUUCCAACAAAUGAAUCCAUAUCCUUUGCAUACCCUUCCAACACCACAACCAAAUGCAAUUUAUGGACCACCAAAUUCUGAAGUUCAAACCUCUGUGGGACCAUUGACUAGCAAAGUUGCUAGGGACAAAAGGAAAAAAGUAAGACAGAAGAGUAAGAAUGUUGCUCCUACGGCUCCUUUGGUUCCAACCAAAGGAACAAAGGAAAAACCUGUUUCUGGACGAGGAAAACUCACUAUCAACCUAGAUAGAACUACCAUUGUUUUUUGCAGCCCAGAUGGGAAGAAGUUAGAGGAAGUUUUCACAAAGCAGUUGAAGAAUAGUGACGUUAGUGUCCUAGGUCGCAUUGUGCUCCCAAAGAGGGAGGUUGAGGCGAAGCUUCCACCAUUGACAGACAAGGAAGGAAAGGAUAUCAUAGUCAAGGAUGUUUAUUCUGCGAAGAUAUGGACCUUGAAAUACAAGUAUUGGUCUAAUAACAGAAGUAGAAUGUAUGUUCUUGAAAAUGCAGGGGAUCUAGUGAACCAUUAUGAACUACGACUGGGAGAUUAUAUAACCAUUUUCACGGACGAAAUGAAAAAUCUGUAUGUGUGGGCUAGAAAAAUGAGAAAUCUAGAAACACCGGUGUGCUCGUCAAACAUGGAAAGCUCGAAAACAUGCGAGACAGACAACCUUAACGACAUGAAGCAAUCUACAAAUGAAGAUGCAUAUUUGGAAUUUUUGACAAAGCUGAACCCUAAGAAAGACGUUGAAGAAGCUAAAAAGCUUUUGACUUCAUUCAAUGGUGGUGGAAGUUCUUCAAGUGGAGCAAAAUCAGAUAUGAAUAUAGCACAGCAUGAUCUGUCGAACACUGCUGGGAAAGGGGCACCAAACCAAACAACUGCAGAAGCCACACCAACAGCACCAACAACACCCCUUGAUGGCAAUAACAUGCCGAUAAGUGAUGAAGAUGUCUAUGGGGGCCUUGACAAUAUCUUCGAAAUUGAGAAUAGUUCAUGGUUUUGA
This is a messenger RNA of Vigna umbellata (rice bean), 1206 nucleotides long. RefSeq lists its product as uncharacterized. Lineage: Eukaryota; Viridiplantae; Streptophyta; Magnoliopsida; Fabales; Fabaceae. Gene Ontology annotation, molecular function: DNA-binding transcription factor activity; DNA binding. The record is from RefSeq and is a predicted model, not a curated record.